Molecule: messenger RNA, 957 nt
Organism: Drosophila persimilis
Lineage: Eukaryota; Metazoa; Arthropoda; Insecta; Diptera; Drosophilidae
Product: spore coat protein SP65
Exons: 3
Coding region: 1-957 (318 amino acids)
Source: RefSeq, a predicted model, not a curated record
AUGUGGCAACAAUAUUUUGUGAUCUUCGCCGUUUUGGGGUCUGGGAAGGGCGGCGCCAGUGCCUUCUGGUGGCCCAAGACCACAACGGAAGCACCCAAUGCACAGAUGCUCCAGCAGAUCCCGCUGACCUACUUCCGCACAUACACGUACCAGCCGCUGGCGGGCGGACCCUUCAGCGUCCCCUUCUUUGGCUUCGGAGCCGCUCAGACGCCGCUCCUUUCGCCGAGUCCGCACUACGACCCCUAUGCUGUGACCAGCUACGCGGCUGCCAGGCGGCACGACGUCGCCGCCAAGCCAGGCGUGACGCCGCCGGCCAGCAGCUCCACCACCACUAGCAGCACUACUAGCACCACUACACCCGCUCCCACGACGACCACUACCACCACUACGACGACAACGACCCCGGUACCGACUACGACUACCAGCAGCACAACCACGGCGCCUCCUCCCGCCAAUAGCAUCUCGGGAGGAGCCUCGUUCUCCUCGGGCGGGGCCUCUGGAUCCUCAUCUUCCCUGCUGCGCUAUGGAGAGUAUCCGACAUACACCCGGCGGGUGAACAAUCUGUACAACGCCCGACCCCAGUAUCCGUACCCGGACUACUUCAACUACCAGCCGCAGGGAGGGUUGGCGGAGCCGGGGGUGGCAGUGGGACCGGGAGCGGGUGGCACUCGCAUCCAGUUCGUGCCCUGCAUGUGCCCCGUUAGCGUGCCCAGCCUGAGCAACUCCCUCACCUCUGCCGCUCCAGUAGCCGUUGGCAGUGCGUCCACAUCCAACCCGGCGGCGCGUCACAUCGACAGCCAUGAGAUGCAGGCUGACGCGGUUGUGGAUGUGGAUGUGGAUGCAGAGGUGGAAGGAGACCCUGAGGGUAAUGACGAUGACGAUGACGUGGAGGAGGAUGAAGGUGUCACCAAAGCACUGCCCGACCCCCAGGAGACGACAUCGAAUAGCCCCGUUUAG